Molecule: messenger RNA, 3280 nt
Organism: Amoebophrya sp. A25
Lineage: Eukaryota; Dinophyceae; Syndiniales; Amoebophryaceae
Source: the annotation of a GenBank genome assembly
UGACGUGAGAGCGAGAGAUGCAGGCCUCAAGUGGCAAACGUCAGUCGCUGUUACUCCCAGUCAAAAGUCAACCAGCAAAAAAAGCAAGCCUGAAUUAUAGCGCGCUAAAGUAGGAAGCAAAAUAGUAAGUAAAAAAAGCACUUCAUCUACUUAGAAGGAACAACAAACAAUAGCUAAGACCUGUUACGGAAAAGGAAAUAUCAUCAACAUUUAGAAAGAUGUCAGCAACAGCAUGCUAGUAGAAGGUAAUUUAGCACGACAAGGACCAACAUUAAUCAUGUCCUCUAGCCCUCACGAAGCACGAUCAUGAGCCCAGCAUUGGGGGGGUGAUCCGGUCUACUCAGCGACUUCGGCAUCAACAUCAAAGAAAAAUGAAGGCAGCGCGACCGCCCCUUGAUCCUCCUCGACCACGAAGCAUUGACUUCUAGGAAUCCAGCCACCUCCUGAAGACGCAUAGCAGCCUGAGGCUAGAAAAACAAGCACGCUGCUUCGACCCCCGAGAUCCUCCUAGAAGUAUUCCCACAUCCACAAGUACAUUCAUUCAAGUCGUCUGCAUCGCAACUAAAAAUGGCGUCAUUCGGAAGUGGAGCUCAAUAUGGGAGCACUCCAUCUGAGGAGACUGAACGUGUCGCGCCAGCCGCAGACAUGCGGAAAAAGUAUUAUGGUGAAACACAUACAACUCAUUCUUUGCUUGGGCACAAGGCCUGAUCUUUCGGAGAGAUGAUGAUUUCAAUAGACUGGAGGUGCAAUAGAUGAAAGGUUUUUAUAUAUUCAUACUGGAUGUUUUUUUGGGCCGCUUUAACAACCCGUCAGCCCAAGUAGAGAAUCUUUUCCACCUCUAAUCCUUCGGGAAGAUGUCGAUAGACAAGGGGUCGCUGCUGCUUGUGCUGUUGCUUCCGCCAGGGAUUUUCACUGGUGUUCUGUAUGUCACAGCAUUCCGACUCGCCCACGACAUGCCUAGAGUGGUAUUUCUUCGUUUAUAGAAUUAGAUAGCGACUCGCUCGUAAUGAAAUGCUGAGCCUGAGAGUGGCACUGACUACAACUUUUUUUUGCAGCCAUGUUUUGUUCAAUGUACCUAAACCUAAAAAGUGCUAACCUGUAAGAACUUUUCCACAACAGACCAUACUAAUACUUAUAGUUAUACUAGUCCUCCGCUCCUCCAUCUCAAACUCACUUCCACUCCACCUCACAAUCACCUCCACACCCACAUCUUUUACCAAACCACCACGCCCAACGCCAACCACCAAUUCUAUCCCCAAACCCACCACGACCAGGCCAACACCAUUCUUUUCUGGGUGGCAUUUUUCUACCUGUGGCAUCUUAGUUUUGUCGGCUACAAGCUAUGGCGAGGACAGUUGACGGCGAAGAAGUGGCAUGCUCUAUUCGGACUUGGGUUGACGGCUGCUCUUGGUGCAGGAGCGAUUAUUGGGCGCGAGAUCUAUGUGAAUUAUUCCAAGUUAUGUGAAUUAUUCAAAGUUACGUCAAGGUCAACUUUGCAGUCUAUGUAAUGAAAUAUUCCACCAAGUUAAAUGCUUCUCUGAAGAAGAGAUUGAGACUUACCGCUUCAAAAUAAACAGUGAUCGAAAAGAACUUGUCGAGGUAGGAAUAGGACAGCGAAAACUGAGAAGAUCUUUUUACCUUUUUCAUUUACGAUACUAGCGCAUCUUCGAUUUGAUUCACCCACGAGAAUCCAAUCCAUAUCCUUUCAUACCACAUCUGGUAUACGUACAACGACCUGGUUGACUACGUGCUGAUAGACCCGGCAAACGCACAUGGACAAACCUACAUGGAUUCCGGAACUGUCUACUUCAAACAGGGGACGAGGGUACCAAUUUCGAUGCUAUCCGUAUACACUAUUUAUCUUACUUUCUUAAAGAUACUGGUAACACCGCUUCUGCUAUCUUCUGUCCCCCCUGCUCAUCCAUGUAUUCCGUCUCCUGAUGUCGUACCCUCACAACCAGGUAGCGAGCGAAACGGCGAGAGCCUUUAAGGACUCGAAAAUAUACUGCGUCGCACCCAUCGUCGGCCAGCCACUCCAAGGUGUGGGUAGCCGCAUCGUCUUACCGUCAUCGGGAACCGUGUUAAGAUGACUUGAAUGAUUCUGAUGAAUCUGACUCCUCGUAGACUUAGUCCUAGCAAAAACAGUUAACUCGUCCUCCUAGACCUGGUCCUAGCAAAAACACUGCGUAAAUGUGCAGACUCCACACGACACGCGUUCUAAGCACCGAUUUUUGGGCAGUCGGAACAGACUGUUGCCAAGCAAGCGGAGACAAGUUUGCGUGUGGAGAAGUCUCCAAUGGACUAGCCAAAAGCGGGAUGCGGUUGAUCAAAGAUGAAGAGCGAGCAUUUUACUUAUGGUGAUGAAUAAUUGGAAUACUUCGGAUUUAGAUGUACCACCAAGGUAUUUCAAUUCAUCACCAUUGGAAUACCUUACAUUUCCGGAACCAACCGUAGUACUUUUUUUGAAUCUCUAUUCUGAAAUUUUUCUUGCAUGUAUCCUACAAUCUGCACAAUAUUUUUUUUUUCGCGGAUCAGUCACGACAAAACAAUGGUACUAGAUGCAUCACUUUUCCCAUCCAGACUCUGGGUUUGACCUAGCUGACUUCCUUCUACCACAUCACUCAUCAUGCCAGACCACACCCUUUCAUCCCUCCGACUAGCCGUCGAGGAGUGGAGUAACGAGUUUGGAUUGCAGGCCAAACAUCCACUAUUUUUCACCUGGGUGCAGGACCCUGUCUCGGAAAUAAACGCCCUUUAUACACAGAUGGACUCACAAAGCUCCAGUGCGGAAGGAAUCUAUUGUUAUGGCGAGAACAGUCAUGGUAGUAGAAGUUUGCUAUCUACUACAACCCCUUCUCCACAGACACACACAGGUACACACACACACACCUCCGCAAAAACAAUUUUACUUUGCGGACUGAUUGUAUUGAGGUUCCCUCGCCUUUCAUGCUUACCUGGCAUACGUCUUGGUAUUCGUUUUUGUGCUGUUUCUAGUACCCGAAGGGCAAGAAGAUGCGGAGAUUGAUUGGACAGCGGUAGCAGAGGAAAAUCAAAGGAAAUUGUUCGCUCCUGCGUAGAAGACGAAGAAAAGAAGUGCGUCUUCUGCAUAAGCUCCGGGCUUUCCCACAUAGCCCACAACGAUUGGUUUAUAAUGAUAACGUAUCAUGCACAGAAACAACAACCUACAUUUACAAGAAUCCUUGAAAAUAAGAUGUCGCAGUUGAUGCAUAUACCAACUUUGCACAGGAAUUUCUAAAGGAUGCCACGUUCUGAAGCCAGC